AUGGCUUCUUUCAAUCAGAUCACAUCUGGUUUACAGUUGCAAACUGGAAUAGAGCGACCAAGUAAGCCUUUUUUAAUUGGAAUAGCUGGCGGAACAGCAUCGGGAAAGUCGUCUGUAUGUGCCAAAAUUAUUGAGCAGCUGAAGCAUAUUGACAGUGAUGGACAAAAAGUUGUGAUAAUUAGUCAAGAUUCAUUUUAUCGAGAUCUCAAUGAAGAGGAGAAAAAAAAAGCAAGCAAAGGAGAGUUCAAUUUUGACCAUCCAGAUGCAUUUGACUAUAGCAGAAUGUUGCAGGCUUUGAAAGAUUUAGCUGCUUCCAAGUCAACGCUUAUCCCUAAAUAUAACUAUAUUUCUUGUGCAAGGGAAGAAGGUGGUGAUUUACUUGAACAACCUGAUGUAAUUUUUGCUGAAGGAAUUCUGACCUUUUAUUUUAAGGAAAUACGUGACAUGUUUCAUAUGAAAUUAUUUGUUGACACAGAUGCUGAUACUAGACUUGCAAGAAGAGUUGCAAGGGAUGUCCAAGAACGAGGAAGAGACCUUGAACACAUUCUCAAUCAGUAUACAACUUUAGUGAAACCAGCCUUUGAGGAGUUUUGCUUACCAACCAAAAAGUAUGCUGAUGUCAUAAUUCCAAGAGGAGCUGAUAACAUAGUGGCAAUUGAUCUCAUUGUUCAGCACAUUCAUGAACUUUUGCGGCCAAGUAAAAACCAUUUUUUUUCUCUACCUGAUGUCUCAGAAUCUUUAUAUGGGUGCCACUAG
This is a messenger RNA of Acanthosepion pharaonis, 756 nucleotides long. The record is from the annotation of a GenBank genome assembly. NCBI's taxonomy places the organism in Eukaryota, Metazoa, Mollusca, Cephalopoda, Sepiida, Sepiidae.